Molecule: messenger RNA, 556 nt
Organism: Arabidopsis lyrata subsp. lyrata
Lineage: Eukaryota; Viridiplantae; Streptophyta; Magnoliopsida; Brassicales; Brassicaceae
Product: protein CASPARIAN STRIP INTEGRITY FACTOR 1
Exons: 3
Coding region: 100-351 (83 amino acids)
Source: RefSeq, a predicted model, not a curated record
CUUGUUUCUUCUCAUUUAUUAUACCUAAAGAGUCGAAACCAAUUGAGAACUCAGUUUUUCCACGAGGAAAAAAAAAUUCCUAGGAGAGCUAAUAAAGUUAUGGGUGUGUCACCAUUAUUGAUGAAGAACCUUGGUUUCAUCUUCAUGAUUGUUUCAGCUUCUGCUCUUUCUGUCUCUUUUGCAGGCCGACCAUCGGUUCUAGUCCAUACACAUAUAGAUCUUCGUGAUGAGAUGGUGGAAAGAAGCAUGCAUGAUCAUGAGAGGCUUUUAAGAAUGAACACAAAGGAUUAUGGGCACAACAGUCCGUCGCCAAGACUUGAGAGGCCUCCUUUCAAGCUUAUUCCCAAUUGAUGACAUCAGAAUUGGUUCUAAUCCACAUUAAUUAAUAUAAAUAUAUACAUAUAUAGGUUUAAUUAGUUUCAGUGACUAUAUAGUUUCAUCGAAAUUGAGAGAUGUAAUAUAAAUAUAUGUAAUAACUAAAUAAAAGGUAAGCAGCUAGACCUAGCUAUGCUACUACUAUAUACUAUAUAUGCUCUGCGCUUAUUUAUCCAUGGCA